AAAACUCGCGAUAUUUUGUUGGCGGCUCUGGGGCCGUCCCUUCUGUACAGCGGAGCUGCUUCUGACAUUUGAAUGAAAAACAACUCCACAAAAGCGCAAAACGAUGGCUUCAGCUUUGGAGCAGUUCGUAAAUAAUGUGCGGCAACUCUCCGCUCAAGGUCAGAUGACCCAACUAUGUGAACUCAUCAACAAAAGUGGUGAGCUUCUGGCCAAGAAUCUCUCCCACCUGGACACUGUUCUCGGAGCAUUGGACAUCCAAGAACACUCCCUUGGUGUUUUAGCUGUUCUGUUUGUGAAGUUUUCCAUGCCAAACAUCCCUGAUUUUGAGACCUUGUUUUCCCAAGUCCAGCUCUUCAUCUGCACCUGCAAUGGAGAACACAUCCGAUAUGCGACAGACACAUUUGCCGGUCUGUGCCAUCAGUUGACAAACGCCCUUGUAGAAAGAAAACAGCCAUUGCGUGGAAUAAGUAUAAUCAAACAGGCCAUAGACAAAAUGCAGAUGAACACAAACCAGCUUACCUCAGUUCAUGCAGACCUGUGUCAGUUAUGCCUCUUAGCAAAGUGCUUCAAACCUGCAGUACCGUUUCUGGAGUUGGACAUGAUGGAUAUUUGUAAGGAGAAUGGGGCGUAUGAUGCAAAGCACUUUCUAUGUUAUUACUACUAUGGCGGCAUGAUCUACACGGGUCUUAAGAACUUUGAAAGGGCACUGUAUUUUUUUGAACAGGCAAUAACCACUCCAGCAAUGGCUGUCAGCCACAUCAUGUUAGAAGCAUACAAGAAAUACAUCCUGGUGUCACUCAUCCUUCAUGGGAAAGUACAGCAACUACCCAAAUACACAUCACAGAUCGUAGGGCGAUUUAUCAAGCCCCUCAGUAAUGCUUACCACGAGCUGGCACAGGUGUACGCCACCAAUAACCCAGCAGAGCUCCGCGGUGUGGUCAACAAACACAGCGAGACGUUUACACGGGAUAACAACACCGGCCUAGUCAAACAAUGCCUGUCAUCGGUCUAUAAGAAAAACAUUCAGAGGCUAACCAAGACAUUCUUGACGUUAUCCUUACAAGACAUGGCAAGUCGAGUUCAGCUCUCCGGCCCUCAAGAAGCUGAAAAAUACGUCUUACAUAUGAUUGAGGAUGGAGAAAUUUAUGCAAGUAUCAACCAGAAAGACGGCAUGGUCUGUUUCCACGAUAACCCUGAGAAAUACAACAACCCUGCCAUGCUCCACAAAAUUGACCAAGAGAUGAUGAAAUGUAUAGAGUUGGAUGAGAAACUAAAGUCUAUGGAUCAAGAAAUCACCGUAAACCCCCAGUUUGUUCAAAAGAGUAUGGGAACGCAAGAGGACGACGUUGGCAGCAAGACGUCAAGCUACUCUUGAGAAGAUUGGGUGGAUCGCUGCUUAGUCCCGCCUCCCUCCCUCAUCCCAAAGCUGGAAAACCUUCAUGAGAGCAAAAUCAGUUCUGUUUCAUAUGGACUAUAUUAAAGGAAAAGAUAAAUGUGUGAAAUUACCCUCUUUUGUUUUGUCACAGUGCACCCUAAACAAGAACUCAUUUUUGUCAGUGUUUUAUUUAUCAGUGCUCGGUUGAAAUGCCACUGCAUCAAUACAAAUAAAGAUAUCGGACUUUGUUCAAAUAA
Molecule: messenger RNA, 1632 nt
Organism: Paramisgurnus dabryanus
Lineage: Eukaryota; Metazoa; Chordata; Actinopteri; Cypriniformes; Cobitidae
Gene: cops3
Product: COP9 signalosome subunit 3
Biological process (GO): ubiquitin-dependent protein catabolic process
Cellular component (GO): COP9 signalosome
Source: RefSeq, a predicted model, not a curated record